This is a messenger RNA of Sphaerodactylus townsendi, 491 nucleotides long. It is a transcript of the gene GNG8, whose product is annotated as G protein subunit gamma 8. The coding region runs from base 139 to 351 and encodes 70 amino acids. Gene Ontology annotation, biological process: G protein-coupled receptor signaling pathway. Gene Ontology annotation, molecular function: G-protein beta-subunit binding. The record is from RefSeq and is a predicted model, not a curated record. NCBI's taxonomy places the organism in Eukaryota, Metazoa, Chordata, Lepidosauria, Squamata, Sphaerodactylidae. Gene Ontology annotation, cellular component: heterotrimeric G-protein complex. The transcript is spliced from 4 exons.
CAGCCGGCCGGACUGGGACGUUUUCAAAGAGGGCAUGUUUCAGAGCACAGCUGUAUUGGUAGAAAAGCUAGAUCCAAAUCCAGCAGCACGGAGACCAACAAAAUUUGGGAGGUUGCACCUUUAGCCUAUUAAAGAAUAAUGUCUAACAACAUGGCCAAAAUCGCAGAGGCUCGCAAGACGGUGGAGCAGCUUAAGCUGGAGGUGAACAUCGACCGCAUGAAGAUAUCCAAAGCAGCAGCUGACCUACUGGCUUACUGCGAAGCCCAUGCCAAGGAAGAUCCUCUGGUGACCCCCGUGCCCGCUUCAGAGAAUCCUUUCCGUGAGAAACGACUCUUCUGCAUAGUGCUGUGAGCCUGAGAAGCAGCCCUGCAUGCUUGCCUUUCCCCUAAUCAGGUUCCUGGCUGGAGGGAUGAGUGGCGGAGAGGGAGGGAACCUCCCAAAUUUCACUGUGUUGACUGCAAUAAUAAACAUGUAGUGCUGUUCUUUCUGAA